AAAAAAACACACAUUCAGCAUCUUUUCCGACCUAGGUUUCCAGCGAUGUGAUCCAUCGCCUCCAUCCACUCUUCUCUCGGAGCCACGCCGGCAAGAAGAAACCCUCGGAAUUAUAGGGAGCUCCGCCCGCCGGGGAGAUGGCACGUGACCCGGCUGGAGCACAGGAGACGCAGAACGCUCUCAAGAAGAAGACGGCGGUGUCGAGGAGCUGGAUCUUGCUCGAUAGCAGAGGAGAGGGGACGAUUCUGGAUGCCGAUAAGUAUGCGAUCAUGCACCGGGUCCAGAUCCAUGCUCGGGACCUGAGGAUUUUGGAUCCCCUCCUCUCGUAUCCUUCCACCAUCUUGGGACGGGAGAGAGCCAUUGUUCUUAAUCUUGAGCAUAUCAAGGCAAUAAUCACAGCACAAGAGGUGUUACUUAGGGAUCCUAUGGAAGAAAAUGUUAUUCCAAUAGUUGAGGAGCUCCGUAGGCGCUUACCACCUGCAAAUGUUUACCAAGCACAGGGUGAUGGGAAAGAGAAUUUGAACGGGCAACAUGAUGAUGAUGCUGAAGAAGAUGAGUCUCCAUUUGAAUUUCGAGCCCUUGAAGUUGCUCUAGAAGCAAUUUGCAGCUUUCUUGAUGCACGUACCACAGAACUUGAGACUGCUGUAUACCCAUCAUUAGAUGAGCUGACUUCAAAGAUUAGCAGCCGUAACAUGGAUAGAGUGCGAAAGUUGAAGAGUGCAAUGACCAGAUUGACUGCCCGGGUUCAAAAGGUAAGAGAUGAGCUUGAACAAUUACUGGAUGAUGAUGAUGAUAUGGCAGAUCUUUACCUGUCAAGAAAAUUGGCUGGAUCAUCCUGCCGUGUCAGUGGUUCUGGUGCAGCCAGCUGGUUCCCUGGUUCACCGACAAUAGGCUCAAAGAUAUCUAGAGCAAGCAGGGCCAGUGCAGUAACAAAUCAGGGAAACGAAAAUGAUGUUGAGGAGCUGGAAAUGUUACUAGAGGUAUACUACAUGCAAAUUGAUGGCACAUUGAACAAAUUGACCACACUGCGUGAAUAUAUCGAUGACACUGAGGACUACAUCAAUAUCCAGCUUGACAACCAUCGAAAUCAGUUGAUUCAGUUAGAGUUGUUUUUAAGUUCGAGCACCGUUUGCCUUUCACUUUAUUCACUAUUUGCUGGGAUAUUUGGAAUGAGUAUCCCAUACUCAUGGAACAAUGACCAUGGUUACAUAUUCAAGUGGGUGGUCAUCAUCUCAGGACUAGCGUGUGCCAUUCUCUUCAUCUUGAUUGUUGCUUAUGCUCGUCAUAAGGGUCUUGUUGGAUCCUGAUCAUUAUAGAGGUACACGCAGUUGAAGGAGCUAAAAUGUCAAUCCUCUUCUCCAAACAAUCAACAAGAUGGAAACUCGGUAUCUCGUGCCUGGAUUUAAUCACCAUCCUUCGCAAUGACCCUCUGACCCCUUGCUGGACCAAUCCAUCAUUUAUGCCAGAUUCAGGAUCCGUCACCUUUGGGUGUUGCCUUUUUCAUAAUUAUGCUACUUGCGACUAAUAAUGUUAUAGUUCCAAAUUUCCAUUGGAUUAACGGAUCCAAACCCGGGGACAAGACUUAGCACUCUUCUCAAGCACUGCCCAGGGACCAAAAGCUCCAGCUUCCAGUUUUCAUGGACCCAAAUCUAUAAAACAACUUUACAAUUGUUAUUUAUUAUUCGUUCAUACACACAUUGAUUUUUGAUUUUCCUUGUCAAUUCAUUUCAUGA
This is a messenger RNA of Elaeis guineensis (African oil palm), 1733 nucleotides long. Lineage: Eukaryota; Viridiplantae; Streptophyta; Magnoliopsida; Arecales; Arecaceae. The record is from RefSeq and is a predicted model, not a curated record.